Molecule: messenger RNA, 987 nt
Organism: Hibiscus syriacus
Lineage: Eukaryota; Viridiplantae; Streptophyta; Magnoliopsida; Malvales; Malvaceae
Product: transcription factor MYB59-like
Exons: 2
Coding region: 362-868 (168 amino acids)
Biological process (GO): regulation of DNA-templated transcription
Cellular component (GO): nucleus
Molecular function (GO): DNA-binding transcription factor activity; sequence-specific DNA binding
Source: RefSeq, a predicted model, not a curated record
GCUUACACCCCCGGUGUCACAGCAACAUUCCAGGAAGAAUCAGAAAACAAAUAGCGAAAGAUCGAAUACGAAAAUGGAGCAGGACGAACACCGAAAGGGCCCGUGGACGGAGCAAGAGGACAUGAUUCUGAUCAACUUCGUGCACUUGUUCGGAGAUCGAAGAUGGGAUUAUAUAGCGAAAGUUUCAGGUUUGAAGGUGUGGCGGGAGACAACCGAUAGGUAGGAUUAUCUGGAAGAUUGGUAGGUUUUGGAAUGAGCCCUGGUUUAACCACAUGAUUUUGUUGUAGGUUUGAACCGAACGGGAAAGAGUUGCAGGUUACGUUGGGUUAAUUACCUUCACCCUGGUCUUAAAAGAGGCAAGAUGACACCCCAAGAAGAGCGCCUUGUCCUUGAACUUCAUGCCAAAUGGGGAAAUAGGUGGUCUAGAAUUGCUCGGAAAUUACCGGGGCGCACCGACAACGAGAUCAAGAACUACUGGAGAACUCACAUGAGGAAAAAGGCUCAAGAAAAGAAAAAGGCUAUGUCACUGUCACCAUUGUCAAGCACCAGAGAGGUAAGUUUUUACGACACCGGAGGACCAAACAUGGCAGCUUCAGAAGGGGAAAAAAGUAUGGAAUUAGAAGACGAAAAGGGGUAUUCCAUGGAUGACAUAUGGAAGGAUAUUGAUAUGUCUGAAGAAAAUAUGAUAAAACCUUUGACUGCAAACUAUACUGAUCUAGAAGGUUGCAAUAUUUUUUGUCCUUCAUUGGAGAACGACUAUUCCUGGGACUCACUGUGGAAGAUGGACGAAGAUGAGAGUAAGAAGUUCCUCCCUUUUAAUCAAUCAAUCUCUUACUUUGAAUACGGGACAUCGUAUUUAACCAGCUAGUUAGAAUUCAUUUAUUUAUUCAUAUAUAUGUAUAUAUAUAUCAUAUAUGUAACAUUACUUGUCCCAUAGGGGAACUCUUUAACAUCUGGGGUUUUCACAUCUCAUCUUGCUGCAUAUCA